AUCCUCCAUCAUAUCCUAUCGACUUGUGCCUCGUCGCCCACCUCUACAGCCCAGAAGUACGAUCAUCUAUCAGCAGCGUUCGUCACCGAUUUGCGCAUUGCAACUUUUGUCGUCUUCGUUUCGGACCACGCACCUGAUCGAGUCGAGUCGGAGCAUCAUAAGCUCCAAACUUUUCUUCGUUCUCUUUUUUCUUUUGGGGGAAGUAGACUCGGUCGCUCCCACUUGCAAGUACUUUUGAGCAUCAUGUCGGACGCAAAGGCUCGCGGUGGAAAGGCUAGCGUUGGUGGGGCUUCCAAGGUCUCGGGUGCCGGCGAGAAGAAGAAGGCCACUACUCAAUCUUUCCGUGCGGGUUUGCAAUUCCCGGUCGGUAGAAUCCACCGUCAUUUGAAGAGUCGCGGACAGAACCACGUUCGUGUCGGUGCCAAGGCUGCCGUCUACGCCAGUGCUAUCUUGGAGUACCUCACUGCCGAAGUGCUCGAGCUUGCUGGUAACGCUGCCAAGGACCUCAAGAUGAAGCGUAUCAAGCCUCGUCACUUGCAGCUGGCUAUUCGUGGUGAUGAGGAGUUGGACAGCUUGGUCCGCGCCACGAUUGCAGGUGGUGGUGUUCUUCCUUACAUUCACAAGUCCCUCAUCAAGACUAGCGGCAAGAAGAAGGCUGUCACUGCUACCGACUGAGCGUAUCACACGACAAGCAUAAUCGGUCUGCCGAACUCGAAUCAGCACUGUUCAGGGCAGAGAAGCAUGCAGCGUGAUUUGUACCUCUCUGGGUGGACGAGCAGACGGACCUGCAGAGCGGCUACACGUAGAUCGCUUCUUCGCCUAUUCCCUUUGCUAGGCAGCCUCUCCCUCCAUGCGAGAACACGAAUCGAGCAAGACGUUGCUUUUCUUUCUCUCUCAAUCCAUCCAUGCUACCUACGCUCCGCUUCACUCUCUUCAUUCGCGGAUCCAUACCGAACCGUGUUGAAUGUACUCUAUCGACGAAUCUCCGGCUGCCUCUUCGCCCAAAUAACGCACAUGAUUGACGGUGAAUAGCGC
Ceraceosorus guamensis is the source of this 1035-nucleotide messenger RNA. RefSeq names its product histone-fold-containing protein. Gene Ontology annotation, cellular component: nucleosome. Bases 244 to 675 code for a protein of 143 amino acids. The transcript has 3 exons. Gene Ontology annotation, molecular function: DNA binding; structural constituent of chromatin; protein heterodimerization activity. The record is from RefSeq and is a predicted model, not a curated record. Lineage: Eukaryota; Fungi; Basidiomycota; Exobasidiomycetes; Ceraceosorales; Ceraceosoraceae.